Pyrus x bretschneideri (Chinese white pear) is the source of this 1152-nucleotide messenger RNA. RefSeq names its product cyclic nucleotide-gated ion channel 1-like. The record is from RefSeq and is a predicted model, not a curated record. Bases 1 to 1152 code for a protein of 383 amino acids. NCBI's taxonomy places the organism in Eukaryota, Viridiplantae, Streptophyta, Magnoliopsida, Rosales, Rosaceae. The transcript has 7 exons.
AUGAUGAAAAUUAGUAAUGAGGAUCCGGCAGAUGGCAACAUUAAACUGAGACGAGGCUAUUACUCGGGAGAUCUUCUGACAACCAUAAAUUCUGCUACCACGUCGACAGAUGCAGAAGAUUCAGAUCAGACGGAGGAGAAAAAACAUGAAGAAAAUAUUCCACGGACGAAUUUGAUAUUUGUAAUUGCAUGCAUGGUUGCAAUCUCUAUAGAUCCCUUGUUUUUGUACAUUCCUAUCAUCGAUGGCGAAAGUAAGUGCCUUCGAGUGGACAAAAAGUUGAGGAUCGUAACUCUUCUUUUCCGAUCACUCAUAGAUAUCACCUACAUAGUGUAUAUUACAUAUCAAAUUCGUCAAGCUAUUAAGUCCGCGUUACCAGAAGACCAGUCUCAUCCCAACGAACAAACAGUUACUUCAAGUACUUGGAAGUCGAAGUUUUUCGAUUUGUUUGAACGUCGUGAUAAAACAUUUGAGUUCUCAUGGACCUCCAUCAUAAUUGACAUUCUAGCUGUUGGUCCAACCCCACAAGUGUUACUAGGAGCUGUUUGUUUCAAAAUGGGAGGGUCUAGAUAUUUGGAUAACAUAAAGAUUGUGAAUUUCUUUCUUCUCGUCCAAUAUCUGCCAAGGUUCUAUGAAAUUUACCUAGCUGCUACGGAAUUUAGGAAAAACACUCCAGUGUGGAUUAAAGGUGCUUUCAACUUUUUUCUGUACAUCAUUGCUAGUCAUGUACUUGGAGCUUUUUGGUACCUUUUCUCUAUUGAACGGGAAACAGCGUGUUGGCACCAGGCAUACAGAAACACUGCAGGAUUAAUUUUGGUGUGGGAGAACCUCUAUUCAAUUCUUAUUCCCGCUAUUGGGUUGCUAUUAUUUUCUUAUCUUAUUGGAAACGUGCAGAAUUGUCUGCUGUGGGAGGAGGAAAAGAAAGUGCAAGAACCGAAGCGGAAGAUCAUAGUGGAAGGUCUAAGAGCGUGGCUCUCCGAAAACAAUCUCCGUCCAGAUUUGGAGAAACAAGUCGUAAAAAACAUAAAACAAGCAAUUGAACUAGACAAGGAUGCAGGUGUCGAUAAUCUAUUCUCUCUUCUUCCAUGGAGUACCAGACGAGAGCUAAAGCGUUCUCUUUUCAAGCCAAUGAUUAAAAAUGCAAUUACACAAUAA